AAAAAUCGAAAGAGUGGCCAAUCCACACAACAGCAGUAGCCUCAUCUAAUCCAAAACAAAAUCCAAUGCCUCUCGUUCUCCGGCCGCCGACUUCAACCUUCUCUUUCCUCUCUCCCGCCGCUAAACCCACCACCACCCACCGUUUCUUUACCAUUCCCCGUGCCUCCACCCAACUCGUCCCCGACCCUCCGUCCGUCAUCAAAACAGCUCCGGUCAUCGUAAUCGGCGCCGGUCUCUCGGGUCUCGCCGCCGCCACCCGUCUCAAAUCGGAUAACAUCCCUUUCCUCCUCUUGGAAGCCUCCGAUGGCGUUGGUGGUCGCGUUCGAACCGAUGUCGUCGAUGGCUUUCUCUUAGACCGUGGCUUCCAAAUCUUCAUCACUGCCUACCCAGAAGCUCGAAAGGUAUUAAAUUACAGUGGUUUGAAUCUCCAGAAGUUUUACUCUGGUGCCAGAGUUUACUACGGCGGUGAAUUCCACACCGUCGCCGACCCUUUGCGCCAUUUCUCGGACUCCGUUUUGUCACUGGGGAACCCCAUCGGGUCUGUUUUUGAUAAGCUGCUUAUCGCUUUGACGAGGGCUCGGGUUUUGAGUAAAUCCGACGAGGAAAUUUUGAAAGCCGAUGAAGUUCCGACGAUUCAAUUGUUGAAGAGUAUUGGGUUCUCCGAUUCGAUGAUCGGAAGGUUUUUUAGACCCUUUUUUGGUGGGAUCUUUUUCGACCCGGAGCUCGAAACUACUUCGAGACUCUUCGAUUUCGUAUUCAAAGUUCUCGCUCUCGGCGACAAUACCCUUCCGGCGAACGGAAUCGGCGAGAUUUCAAACCAAUUGGCGGCGAAACUGCCGUCCGAUUCGAUUAUAUUGAACACCAAAGUGGUCUCCGUUGAUUUUACCGACUCGAAUUCGCCGUCAGUGACAUUAGAGAGCGGCGAAAUCGUCAAGAGCGAGCUAGGGGUGAUAAUGGCGGUUGAAGAACCGGCACUUGAUAAGAUUUUGGCGGGAAGGACGACGUCGGUUCAGAAUAAAAAACUGGCCCGAAGUACGGUUUGCUUGUAUUUUUCAUUGGAUCGGGAUCAAAUUCCGGUUCGAGACCCGGUCCUGUUUCUCAACGGUUCGAGUGAAGGGAUCAUCAAUAACAUGUUUUUCGUUACGAAUGUGGCUCCAUCCUAUGGCCCUUCGAACAAAGCGUUGGCAUCGGUAUCGUUGAUCGGGUCGUACGAGAACAAAUCGAAUGAUGAUCUAAGAACCAAGGUUAUCAAGGAGCUUUCGGGCUGGUUCGGAGCUUCAAAAGUCGAGUUAUGGCAGCAUUUGAGAACAUAUCGAAUCGGUUUCGCCCAACCGAACCAAUCCCCGCCGACGGACUUGAUGAAGAAUCCUAAUAUCGGGCCGAGCUUGUAUUUGUGUGGUGAUUAUGUGACUUCAGCUACCUUCGACGGAGCCCUGGUUUCCGGUCGAAGAGCGGCUGAAGCUUUGUUGAAAGACCGAGCGUUGGCUCCGGUUUAAAACCCAUUGUAGAUUCCGG
Messenger RNA from Hibiscus syriacus, 1515 nucleotides. RefSeq names its product polyamine oxidase 3-like. The transcript has a single exon. The coding region runs from base 66 to 1496 and encodes 476 amino acids. The record is from RefSeq and is a predicted model, not a curated record. Gene Ontology annotation, molecular function: oxidoreductase activity. NCBI's taxonomy places the organism in Eukaryota, Viridiplantae, Streptophyta, Magnoliopsida, Malvales, Malvaceae.